CCGCCUUGGUUGCUGGCCCGUGGGAGCAAGUAAAGCUAACCUGGGGUCUGCGGGCUUGAGCCCUCACCUGUUACCUGUCACCGUAAUUGGCCGUGGAGAUAUUUGCGAGCGCGGGCGGGAGGAAGCCCAUCCCCUAAAGAAAAGAGCGAGCGGACCGGCAGCUGAAGGGCAGAACUGGACUGUGUGGAGGGUCUCUAGAGGCCGGAGCUGGUCGGCGCCUUGCUCCGAGCCAUGGUGCAGGCGGAAUUCAGGGCGAUCCCCAGGUGAGGGCAGCGGCAUCCAACACGGAGGAUCCGGGUCGAUGCCAGGUGGGGAAGAGAAGAUGCUGUCCGCACAGCUCCCUGGGAGCACUCUGAGCGGCUGCAGCAGCCUUAACAGAAAGCUCAGUGCCCGCCGAGGAGGCGGUUCGUGCUGCUGGUAACAGCUUUCUCCGUAGCGCAGGGCUCCCCUUUCCAAGCUCUUUUGAGCUCUUUUUCCUUACUACGCGGAGCUGAUUUGUGCGAAAACAUGCCUUGCACUUGCACCUGGAGGAACUGGAGACAGUGGAUUCGACCUUUAGCUGUGGUUAUCUACCUGGUGUCCAUAGUGGUGGCGGUUCCCCUAUGCGUGUGGGAAUUACAGAAACUGGAGGUUGGGAUACACACUAAGGCUUGGUUUAUUGCUGGAAUCUUUCUGCUAUUGACUAUACCUAUAUCUCUCUGGGUGAUAUUGCAACACUUAGUGCAUUAUACGCAACCUGAACUACAGAAACCAAUAAUAAGGAUACUUUGGAUGGUACCCAUAUACAGUCUAGAUAGUUGGGUAGCCUUGAAGUAUCCCAGCAUUGCAAUCUAUGUGGAUACUUGCAGAGAAUGCUAUGAAGCUUAUGUUAUUUACAAUUUUAUGGGAUUCCUUACCAAUUAUCUCACUACUCGGUAUCCAAAUCUGGUCUUAAUCCUUGAAGCCAAAGAUCAACAGAAACAUUUCCCUCCUUUAUGUUGCUGUCCACCGUGGUCUAUGGGAGAAGUACUGCUAUUUAGAUGCAAACUGGGUGUAUUACAGUAUACGGUUGUCAGACCAUUCACCACCAUCGUUGCUUUAAUCUGUGAGCUGCUUGAUGUAUACGAUGAAGGAAACUUUAGCUUUUCAAAUGCUUGGACUUACUUGGUUAUAAUAAAUAAUAUGUCACAAUUGUUUGCCAUGUAUUGUCUGCUGCUGUUUUAUAAAGUGCUGAAGGAAGAGCUGAGUCCCAUCCAACCUGUCGGCAAAUUUCUCUGUGUAAAGCUCGUCGUUUUUGUUUCUUUUUGGCAAGCAGUAGUUAUUGCUUUGUUGGUAAAAGUUGGCGUUAUUUCUGAAAAACAUACUUGGGAAUGGCAAACUGUGGAAGCUGUGGCUACAGGACUCCAGGACUUCAUCAUCUGCAUCGAGAUGUUCCUCGCUGCUAUUGCGCAUCACUACACCUUCUCGUACAAACCCUACGUCCAGGAAGCAGAGGAAGGCUCGUGCUUUGAUUCUUUUCUUGCCAUGUGGGAUGUCUCAGAUAUUAGAGAUGAUAUUUCUGAACAAGUAAGACACGUUGGAAGGACAGUCAUGGGGCAUCCUAGGAAAAAAUUUUUCCCUGAGGAUCAAGAUCAAAACGAACAUACAAGCUUAUUAUCGUCGUCAUCACAGGAUGCCAUUUCAGUUGCUUCGUCCAUGCCAUCUUCACCCAUGGGUCACUACCAAGGAUUUGGACACACUGUGACCCCUCAGACUACCCCUACUGCAGCUAAGGUACCCGAUGAGAUGUUUAAUGACUCCACAGGAGAGAAAAAGGAACUUCCGGAUAAAUCUGUGGCCUCUUGAACUGUGUGCACAAGCAAGCUGUGCUGUUACCAUGCGAUUCCAUUACCUGGUAUCCCGUUGCUCAGGAGUUUGUGCUUGGGACAAGCCAUAAAUGAUGGAAAAUUUCAACAUGAAGAUAGGUGAAAGCCAAGUACAACUAUUGAACAUAAAUAAUUAUGUUUUAUAUGUUAGUCUAAAUUUCCUAGACUUAGUCUUUGUUUUAUAAUAGAAUAUCACAUACUCACAUGGUAGAAAAUGACUCCAAUUAAAUAUUCCUGGUGUUAACAUCGCUUCAUCAAGCAGAUGGACAUUUAAAAAAAAAAAACCAAGCUUUCUACCACUGCUGCAUGAAUUCAGUGCUUUGGAAUAACAGAAAGCAUAAUUCCCAAACAUGAGUUAGUGGGACUUCAUCAUGUGCCAUAUAAGCUAACAAUUAUUUCUCUACUUCUCAACUGGAUGUCUUUCAAUAAAUAAGAAUUUAUCAUUUA
This is a messenger RNA of Echinops telfairi (small Madagascar hedgehog), 2291 nucleotides long. RefSeq names its product transmembrane protein 184C (gene TMEM184C). The transcript has 10 exons. Bases 508 to 1824 code for a protein of 438 amino acids. Lineage: Eukaryota; Metazoa; Chordata; Mammalia; Afrosoricida; Tenrecidae. The record is from RefSeq and is a predicted model, not a curated record. Gene Ontology annotation, biological process: transport. Gene Ontology annotation, molecular function: transporter activity.